AUGGACACUCUUGCUUCUAGAAGGAGAAAGUCGAGCUCUGUGCCUCCUGGUGGGCUUAGUGGCGGUGCUACGGCAGCUGACACACCUGUCCCACUUGAAUCAGGAGAUGAGCUUGAGCCUUCGUACGAGGACCAAGAUGCAGCGGGAGCAGCCAACAGUCAGACUGGGAUUGAUGGUGAGGCACCAGCCUCUUCGAAGCCUCUACCAAAUCCUUUUUGGUCUGAAAAGGCUACAGCAGAAUUUCAGUUGAACCAGUCCCGACCGCGCGACUUACCUAGCACUACUGAGAGAGAUGAUGAUGUGGACGUGCAUCCACCGUAUGACUUCUCUGAGCCAGCCAUGGCAUCUUCUGGGCAAAAUGCUGGGAAACUUGAUGAUAGAAGUGAGUCAAGACUCUUGCACCGGGGUCUCGGAGCGAGCUCUCCGGGAUCCAGUGGCAAGGCGUCGAUCCUGGAGCGUGGUGAGACGACUACGAAAGUGGAAGUCAGGAGCUAUGCCCUUCAGGUGACGGAAUCCCCGACGGGACCAACACAGCCGGACCAUCAAGGAGCUCAGUACUUCAUGAUUGGUUCGGAUGGGGGUGACACUCCGUUUCGCGAGCAGGAGUCUACAAAGGUUAGGAGUUUGGAUGGGGAGAUGUUCUCGCAAAGAGCUUCUACUGCAGGCAGAGCUUCUGACGUCAGGGACCCUAGCCAGGCUACCGUUGCAGCGCUCCUGCAACGGGUCAAGGACCUUGAAGAUGCGCUAGUGGCGGAAAGAAACUCAGGAGCUUCGGUGUCAAUGAAGUCCGCGGCUGGUCAGAAUACGGGAACCUCAGUGUCGAUGAAGUCGGCGGCGCUCUCUCAGGAAGAGAAGAGACAGCGGGUAAGGAGAGCCAAGGCCACUGAGGAGGAAGGAAAGGAGGAGAAGCCAGAACACAGGCUUAAGAAGGUUAGAUACUGCUUGCAUGCAGUGCUUACCGUUCCGGUGUUGGCAACAGACAUCCUCAAGCAGGAAUAUGAUUACGAGCCGUCGGACCCGGGUGAGGGGGAAAAGCAUGAUGCCUCUACUUUGCAGGUUGAGCCCUUCGGAGAGGAUGAUGCUGAGUUGAGCGUUAGUGUGAUGAAGCCUUCGCCCCCAAAUGUGCAUGAGGUCCCGGGUGCUUGGGAGUUUCCUGAAGAGGGUUUCGUCGAAGAUGAGCCUCCUAAAGGGGCUGGUGAUGGCGACGCCAUGACAGGUGAUGAAGGUGGUGAUGGCGAUGAUGGUGUGACAACCGGUGAAGUUCCUUUGAAGGAGGUGCAUAUGCAUGAGGUGCCUUACUUAGUCAUGCUGCCAGAUAAAAAGGCCAAGACCGUCACCAAUGCCUUGAAAGAAGUUCUAGCGGACAUCGCUUAUUGGGGGCUCCCGGUACGCAGAGUCCAUACUGACAAAGGAGCAGAGUUCACGAAUGCACAGUUUCGCCAGCUCCUAGCGGAUCAUCAGGUUCGUCGUACAACAACGGUUGGCUCGGACUUUAAGGCUAAUGGGCGCACUGAAGCCCACAUAGGGCGUGUCAAGGGGCUCACUCGCGCAUUGCUUGCGGCGGCGUCUGCUGAUGAUGCGGAUUGGGCUUUUGCUAUGCGGCACGCUGUCUUCAGUAUGAGGUCGCAGGUCUUUACAGUCUUGGGUUUUCCCCAGCGCGAACCGAUUCCGUUCUACACCAAGGUUUGGGUAAGAAAGAAGGAAUGGACUUUGCACUUGUGGGCGCCAAAGUGUAUAGAGGCCCGCGUUAUGGCUCCCUCUGAGUCCGCUCCAGGUGGUUACGUAGUGCGCCUUCAACCGAGCCACCCUUCCGAUCUUUGGGAUGGUCUCCAGGGUUACUUUGAAACCACGGCGUUGAUUCAAGGGGUAAGGGCUCAGGAACCUGUCUUUGAGGCAUCCGGUGAGGUUUCGGUGAUCCCACCUAGCGAGGUGCGCAAAGGGGUGCCGGUGACUGAGGAAUCAAGGAAGACUCCCGCCUCUUCUGGGCCGCCUGGUCCAUCGUCUCGUUUGCGUCGUAAAACUCCUGACCCCUUGUGCAUUGACCUCCCGCACGCUGUGCGAGCCCUUGCUGAUUCUCUCGAGGCUCUCUCUGAGGACUUGUUGCGUCGGGGAUUGUAUGAUAAUGCAUCGUGGUCUCAGGUGCUGCGCCUCUUGCCCCAUAAGUCAAUCCGCAGGGGUUUUAUGUCAGCCCUGGGGCCUGGGACUCAGUAUCGUAGCUUUGGGAUGUUCACGCACGGGGGAGUGCUUGGUGUGACGACGGCUAGUCGUCAGCUUCCGCACACGCAAAGGUACCUUUUGGCAGUGCUACAGCACUAUCACCCUCAGGCUACAUUCACUUCUUUUGUAGCGUCGGUGAAUUGCAGCGCCCCCAUCCACCGUGACUACUUCAAUGCUCCGGAUAGCUUGAACUAUGUUGUUGGCGGAGCCGAGCAUUUGCGUGGCGGGCUUUGGAUCGAGGUUAGUUCAGAGUUUGCUAGCACUGCCGCUCCAGGGGUUUUGCAAUUUCGAGAGGUUGCUCCGCGUCGGUGGCUGCCGGGAAUGAUGUGGGAUACGGUUGGUGCCUCGUUCUCGUUCUCACCGCACUGCUUUCAUGCCGGUGACUCGUGGUCUGGCGACAAAUACCUCCUUGUUGCGUUCACUCUCAAACGAUGUGUGAAGGCUCCUCUCCCGGUUGUGGCGGAGCUGACUUGCGCCGGCUUUCCGUUGCCUUCUUGCUGCCCUGUUGAGGCGGAGUCUGAUUUCAGCGAAGAGGCUUAUGGUUUGGAUGCGGUCCUCGAGGCGCGCUCUGAAGGCAUAGAAAACUUCCUUGCCUAUUAUCAGGUGCUGUCGGGACUGGGGGAGUCACCCUCUGCUUCUGAUGCCCAUGCUCCGGACCAUGAGCCACCACCGUUGCAAACGAAAACUGUGAGCCUCGAUCAGGUCAAACGCGAACUUCCUUUGUGGAAGCCAGCGAUAAGUGCCGAAUAUGACAGCCUCCGUGUAAAAGGAGUGCUAAGGCCGAUUUCGGAACAACAAAUUGCGGAAUGGCUUGCCCAGGGACGUGCGGUGCUGCGUCUGCCCUCAAAAGGAGUCUUCACUCGCAAGGCGGUGUCAGGCUUAAGGAAGGCUAGGUGCGUCGCAUGUGGAAAUCACGGGCCUUCAGCUGGUGGCUCCGCGUAUGAACAUCGUAUGCUCACAUAUGCCGGUGGAAUCGACGCGAGCGCACUAAGAUUGUCGUUGGCUUUCAUAUCCCAGCACCCCGACUGGGAUGUCUGGGUGACAGACGUCAAAACAGCUUUCUUAAACGCGAAGUUGUCCGAUGGUGUUGAUAGCAGUCUGGUCGAGUCAGGGACCGAGGAGCUGAUCGUCCUUGAUCCGCCCCGAGGCAUUGUCGGCCUUCUGGUCGUAUAUGUCGAUGACCUCAUGAUUGGAGGUGUUGCAAAGUAUGCCCAGGCACUUGCGGGUGAGCUUCUUUGGGUGUCUGGAAAGACAAGAGUAGACAUUGUCUAUGGGGUUGCGAGGGUAACAUCAUUGGUGAGUCGAUGUCCGGAGCUUGCUUUCAAGCUCGGUCUGCAUAUCCUUUGCUAUCUUAAAGGCACCAAGCGGGUCGCUCUGAAGUACCAGUGCGCCGCAGAUCAGCCUCCCCAUGGCAUGCAUAAUGAGCGUCGCGUCACGGCUCUUCCUUACCUGCUUGAAUCUUUCACUGAUGCUAGUUUCGCUCCAGCUGGUGACAGAAGCUUUGAAGCUGGCCUGGUUCAGGUCGGUCGCAAUCUAGUCUUCUGGGGUGCAGGUAAGCAGCCCUUCACAGCUCUCUCUACUGCUGAGUGUGAGCUGUUAGGGGUUCUUGAGGGUGUAGCGUUGACGGAGUCCCUUGAAGGGCUGGUGCAUGAGCUUCACCCAGAGGUUCAGCAGUUUCCAGCGUGUCAGGCUUUCUGCGAUAACCUUGCAUCCAUCUCAAUCGCUUCUUUUGAAAGUGGCAAUUGGCGCACGCGCCACCUGCGGGUUCGGUCUCAAGCCCUCCGGGAAAGGCUCCAGUCUGGAAAGUGGCACCUGUCGCACUUAAAAGGAGAACACAUGCUGGCAGAUAUUGCCACGAAAGUGCUGCCUUGGACUCGUGUCAGAGACCUCUUGCUUUUGUGCGGGUACGAUGUGCCAAAGGUUAAGGCUCAGGGCAAGGGAGGAGUUGAAGGAUCGACGCAGGAUGACUGGAGUUCUUUAGCACACGACGCACUGAGCCAGUCGAAGAUGGCCUUGAGCAGCCAGAGCUUGAACCCAUUCCGCUUUCCGAGCAAAUCCCGCAGCCUAUAG
Messenger RNA from Symbiodinium sp. CCMP2592, 4287 nucleotides. The record is from the annotation of a GenBank genome assembly. NCBI's taxonomy places the organism in Eukaryota, Dinophyceae, Suessiales, Symbiodiniaceae.